Messenger RNA from Triticum dicoccoides, 1494 nucleotides. Its product is annotated as NAC domain-containing protein 2-like. The transcript has 2 exons. The record is from RefSeq and is a predicted model, not a curated record. Gene Ontology annotation, molecular function: DNA binding. Bases 128 to 1111 code for a protein of 327 amino acids. Gene Ontology annotation, biological process: regulation of DNA-templated transcription. NCBI's taxonomy places the organism in Eukaryota, Viridiplantae, Streptophyta, Magnoliopsida, Poales, Poaceae.
UUUAUCCCCUCCCCCAUUCACCACCACCAUCACCACACCACACCACAGCUCGCUCACCACAAUCUCAACAGCCAUCGGAAUCAACAGCAGCAGCGGAGCGAUUUCAUCGACUAACAAAUCAGCGGACAUGGGGAUGCCGGCGGUGAGGAGGAGGGAGAGGGACGCGGAGGCGGAGCUCAACCUGCCCCCCGGCUUCCGCUUCCACCCCACCGACGACGAGCUGGUGGAGCACUACCUGUGCCGCAAGGCGGCCGGGCAGCGCCUCCCGGUCCCCAUCAUCGCCGAGGUCGACCUCUACCGCUUCGACCCGUGGGCGCUCCCCGACCGCGCCCUCUUCGGCACCCGCGAGUGGUACUUCUUCACCCCGCGCGACCGCAAGUACCCCAACGGGUCGCGCCCCAACCGCGCUGCCGGCAACGGCUACUGGAAGGCCACCGGCGCCGACAAGCCCGUCGCGCCCCGCGGAGGGCGCACCAUGGGGAUCAAGAAGGCGCUGGUGUUUUAUGCCGGGAAGGCGCCUAAGGGGGUUAAGACCGACUGGAUCAUGCAUGAGUACCGCCUCGCCGACGCCGGCCGCGCCGCCGCCAGCAAGAAGGGCUCGCUCAGGCUGGACGACUGGGUGCUCUGCCGGCUCUACAACAAGAAGAACGAGUGGGAGAAGAUGCAGCUCCAGCAGCAGGGGGGAGAGGAGAUGAUGGUGGAGCCCAAGGCGGAGAACACGGCGUCCGACAUGGUGGUCACCUCGCACUCCCACUCGCAGUCCCAGUCGCACUCGCACUCGUGGGGCGAGGCGCGCACGCCGGAGUCGGAGAUCGUCGACAACGACCCGUCGCUGUUCCAGCAGGCGGCGGCGUUCCAGGCCCAGAGCCCCGCCGCCGCGGCGGCGCACCAGGAGAUGAUGGCCACGCUGAUGGUGCCCAAGAAGGAGGCGGCGGAGGAGGCCGGCAGGAACGACCUGUUCGUGGACCUCAGCUACGAUGACAUCCAGAGCAUGUACAACGGCCUCGACAUGAUGCCGCCCGGGGACGACCUGCUCUACUCCUCCCUCUUCGCCUCGCCCCGUCUCCGGGGGAGCCAGCCCGGCGCCGGCGGCAUGCCGGCCCCGUUCUAAGCAGAGCCGAGACAGAGACCGUCAGAGACAGAGAUCGACAGAAGCGGAACGGAUGACUUCUUCGCCGCGAGCAAGAUCGCUCGCGGACCAGUGUAAAUACAGCAUAGGAAACGGGAGGGAGGAUGCGUCGUCGUGUCUGAGAGAGCCGGCGUGGCGCGGUCGCCGGCGCCGGGGCGUGCCGCUGUACAUGGAGAGCCCGGUGCUGGGGCCUGGCCGGCUGGGUUGAUUCUUUUGUUCUUACUACUACUUUGUACUCUCAAUGCGGAUGUAGCUCUUUCUUCUCACUCCUCGGUAGUAGAAUCGACCGACCAAAUACAUAUGUAGCUCUGUUCCUUCCUUCUCUUCAGUAGAAAUCAACCAAAUUUUUCUGUUAUGCUGCUAUA